GAAUCGUAACGUGGGGGGGUUUAAAAAAAAAAAAAGAAAAAAAGAAAAAACAAGGCGCUUCUUCCUCGCAUUGCGCGUCAUUCAAACAGGACUCAGUGUACUGCUUUUUCCUCUCUGUUGCAUUAGUAAUAACAGCAGCGUUGACGAGAGACAGCAGGAGGAGAGGAGAGUGUGUGUGUGUCUCCCGACAGCGGUGCCCAGCAGAGGAAUACUGAGCUUUUUUUUUUUUCUCUCUCUUUUUUUACCCCCCCUUUUUUUUGCUGGUUAUUUACACCACCGCUUCUUGUCCUGUUGUUUGCUUUUUACCCUCCGCGUUAUGCUGAACUCGGACAGUCACGUGCGAACAUCGCCGCGAGUCUAGAGAGAAGGAGGACGACGACUUCUCACCUGGUGUGUCCCUUUGACUUUUACCGACAGGGAAAUAUUCCUGUUUUUUUUAUGUGUGAGCCGACAUCGCCGGACUCCCAACCCAGCCUGCGAAGAGCAUCAACGACAGCAAGUUUUCUCCCUUAGGGAUGAAAUAUGCACACUCUGCAUCCAUAGAAAGAAGAAGACACACUGUGUGAGGUGAAAAGUGGUUUUAAAUCAUGAUGAUGCAGGAGUCGGCCACAGAGACAAUAAGCAACAGUUCAAUGAGUCAAAAUGGAAUGAGCACCCUAAGCAGCAGCCAAUUAGAGGCUGGCAGUAGAGAUGGGAGAUCAAGCGCUGGUGACACAAGCAGCGAAGUAAGCACAGUCGAGCUGCUGCAUCUGCAACAACAGCAGGCACUACAAGCAGCGAGGCAAUUACUCUUGCAGCAGCCAGGCAGUGGCCUGAAAUCUCCAAAGAGCCAGGACAAGCAGCGUCCACUGCAGGUUCCAGUGUCAGUGGCCAUGAUGAGUCCCCAAGUGAUCACGCCACAACAGAUGCAGCAGAUCCUCCAGCAGCAGGUUCUUUCCCCACAGCAGCUCCAGGCUUUGCUCCAGCAGCAGCAGGCAGUGAUGCUGCAGCAGCAACACCUGCAGGAGUUUUAUAAGAAACAGCAGGAGCAGCUUCAUCUGCAGCUUCUCCAGCAACAGCAUCCCGGCAAGCAGGCUAAAGAGCAACAGCAGCAGCAGCAGCAGCAGCAGCAGCUGGCCGCCCAGCAGCUCGUCUUCCAGCAGCAGCUCCUGCAGAUGCAGCAGCUCCAGCAGCAGCAGCACCUGCUUAACAUGCAGCGGCAGGGCCUGCUCUCGCUGCCCGGGCCCGCUCCAGGCCAGGCCGCCCUGCCCGGACAGACCCUGCCCCCACCAGGUGGCCUGAGCCCCGCAGAACUCCAGCAGCUGUGGAAGGACGUGACUGGAGGUGGCGGCGGCGGUCACACCAUGGAGGACAACGGCAUCAAACACAGCAGCGGCGGAGGCAGCAUCGGCAGCGCCAACACCGGGACCGGCGUGGUCAGCAGCGGUUUAGACCUCUCCACCAACAACUCCACUUCAACUACCUCCUCCUCCAAUCCUGCCAAAGCAUCGCCGCCCAUAUCGCACCACGCCAUCACCAACGGACAGUCGCCCAUCCUCAACCACAGACGAGAGCGGGAAAGGGAGCGCGAGAGCUCACUUCAUGAAGAAAGUGGAGGAACGCACCCCCUGUACGGUCAUGGUGUGUGCAAGUGGCCCGGCUGUGAAAACAUGUGUGAGGACUUUGGACAGUUUUUGAAGCACCUAAACAACGAGCACGCCCUCGAUGACAGAAGCACAGCCCAGUGUAGAGUCCAAAUGCAAGUUGUACAGCAACUUGAAAUACAACUUUCUAAAGAACGUGAGCGUCUUCAGGCGAUGAUGACCCACUUGCACAUGCGGCCCUCAGAGCCCAAGUCAUCUCCCAAACCACUCAACUUGGUGUCGAGCGUCACCAUGUCGAAGAACCUGCCCUCGACGUCGCCCCCAAACUUACCUCAGACCCCCACAACGCCCACAGCCCCCAUCACACCCAUGGCGGCCAUGCCACAGGUGCCGUCAGUACUGGGAGGAGCCAACGUCCCCAGCAUGGGAGCCAUGCGCAGGCGCCACUCGGACAAAUACUCCAUGCCUUUGUCGUCGGGUGGUGACACAGUAUUUAUUUUUCCAGAGAUUGCCCCAAACUACGAGUUUUAUAAGAAUGCAGAUGUUAGGCCGCCAUUCACUUACGCAACCCUCAUAAGACAGGCUAUCAUGGACUCUGCCGACAUGCAGCUAACGCUUAACGAAAUCUACAGCUGGUUCACGCGCACGUUCGCGUACUUCCGGCGCAACGCUGCAACCUGGAAGAACGCCGUUCGCCACAACCUGAGUCUUCACAAGUGCUUUGUGCGCGUCGAAAACGUGAAGGGGGCGGUGUGGACGGUGGACGAGGUGGAGUACCAGAAACGCAGGUCGCAGAAGAUCACAGGAAGUCCAUCUCUCGUGAAGAACCUUCCCUCCAGUCUUGGCUAUGGAACGGCGCUAAACGCCAGCUUACAGGCUGCUCUGGCGGAGACCUCCCUGCCGUUACUGGGGACCCCCGGCCUCAUGAGCAGCGCCGCGGGGCCAAUGGGCGGCAGCUGCCAUGGCCUGCUUGGUGGUGACCCGUCCGGACCGACUGGCGGCAGCCCGCCCGGACUGUUGGGAGGGAGUCCGCCGGGUUUGUUGGGGAUCAGCCCGCCAGGAACGCUGAGCUGCAGCCCCCCGACCAUGUUGCAGUCUGCCCACGAGGAGCUCAAUGGCUCACUCGACCACCUGGACACCAACGGACACAGCAGUCCUGGAUAUUCCCCUUCAGUACACAUGCCACCUGUUCAUGUGAAAGAGGAGCCGCUCCUCAUGGAUGACGACGACUGUCCGAUGUCACUCGUGACGACGGCCAAUCACAGUCCGGAACUUGAUGAUGACCGGGAGCUGGAGGAAGGGAACCUAUCGGAAGACCUGGAGUGACUAGGAUACGAUUUUUGGUCAAUGUGUCCCACCAUUCUACCGCACUGUUUCUCUUACACAGACCUCCAAGGCUAGAAAACCACUCCACCGUCCAAGAACCCACAGCUGACUCUCUUUCUCACCACUGGGACUAUUUAUUGAGCAUGUAUCCGGAUAGAGACCAGUCCAGAGGAACUCUUUGUUGCAGACCUUUUGGAUUCCCCAAACAUGACAGACAUGAGAUGUCUGUUGUAAAAAGAAGAACAAGAAGAAAAAGAAACUCUCUGAGACCUGUUAUAUGUGGGGGGUGGCGUGGCCACAUACAGUGAAAGGAUGAUGGACUCAUGGAUGGGGGAGAAAACAUGAGACAAAUAAGCAAAUCAUGUUCUGUUGAAAGCUCGCGGCCUCCUAUACUGCCAAAAAAGGAAGACGUUUUAUGUUUGUGAAUAACCCAACCCACAGUAGUUGUUGAUGUCUAGAGACAAUUGCUGGUUCAAUUCAAAUUGUUGCUCUGUUAUCAUUUGCACAGGAGUAGUCUUGGAAAAUUGUGUCACUGCCUGUAUGUUGCUACUAUUAUUAAAAUCAGCAUAUUAUUUUUAGCUUUUUUUUUUUAUUUUUCUUAUUUUUUAUUUUUACCAUUGUUAAUUUCCAGAUCUGACUUAUAGACACCACCAACUGUAAAUGCCAUCCCUCGAAUCACAACUGCAGUACCAAGACUGUUUUCGCAACUGUUCUGAGAAAAAAAAACAAAGAAAGAAAAAAAAAACAAGGGAAAAAAAGUUGGCUUCCAGUCUGUUAUGUGUUUGUGAUUAAAAGUCUAAAACGAAGUUGGAGAAAUAAUAACAGUUUGUGUAAAAAAAAAAAAAAAAAGGCAUUUACAAAAACGAAUGCAUUUCUGCGCAACUUUCCUCUUGCUCUUCUUACCUCGGCGUUCUAAAGCUUUGUCUACCUGCAAACAGUGACAGGCAACAGCUAAAAACCAAAGCCAAACUCUAGCAAUGGCCAAUAGCUUACAGGCAGAAGCCACCAAACUCCUCUUUUUGGUCUCACCUUCUGUGACUUUAAACUAGUUCAAAGAGAAGCUUUUUUUUCUGUCCACAAACUACCUUGGUAAAACCUCUGGGAUUGUUUCAUUUAGCCCUAUACAAAGAUGGUCAGAGCAGAAACGAGUGUUGAUUCUUUAUGUGUAAUUUGGGAACUCAUAAAAAAAACAUGUCUACUCCGGUUACCUUCUGCCAGUCUGUGAAAUAACCAUAAAAGUGGACCAUGACCAAAAUAAAACAUUUGUGUAUUCAAUAGAAGUGCAAAAACAUCUUGAUGUUGUGAAGGUUAUGUUAAUUUUUUUUUUUUUUUUGUUAUGCAUUACACAUUGAAACUCAUUGUUGUUUUUUUUUGUAUACAAACCUGUUGGAUACCAUUUUGUUUUAGGUGGAACCGUCCGAAUGCGUUCACGCCUUUACUUCCGUGGCGGUUUUUGUUCUGAGCUGCGUCAAAACGAAAGAAAAAAAAAAACAAAAACUGAAAACACUACUAACCAAACAUGAAAACUAUCUAGUGAAGCCAAAUAAGUCAUAAUUUCAAGUUAAUAUGAAAUAAUGUGGCUUGGUUAGCAUCGGAAAGCAAACAGUGAUAGCCAUUGUGGAAGGGGAAAAUCUAAGGUAACCUUUUCUAGGUGAGAUUUGCUUUAACUUCAUCCAGCUCUCAUUAUGUGGGUUACGGAUUUGAAACUUUACAGGUUUAUACACACAAGUGUAAUCUGGAAAGGUGGUCAGCUUUUUAUGAUACACUUUGUACUUAUAGAAGAAGAAGUACUUCCUGUUGUUUUCCUCCUCUAAGCCUGCAUUGAGUGCUGGUCAUUUCACCCCUUCACCAUUUCGUACUUUUGCAGUUUCGAUCGUUUCGCACCACGACUUUUUCAGGACCAAAAUGGUUCCAUCGCUGGUGGAAAUUUUGUAUCGACCAUACACCGAUUUGUAUCCACUUUGAUAACCAAACGUUAUUUUAUUUAAUUUACUCAUAGUCUGCUGUAAGGAAGUGAGGUUAUUUGACUCCAGUGUCUACCAGCAGGAGGUUGCAUUUUAUGGGUCAACUUUCAAAAUGCUGACACAACCACAAACAAUGGGAAAAGAAUGCAAUUGAAUCAAAUUACAAGUGAGAGUUGACACUUUUUAACCAUUUUAUGUUCACACUUUAUGGAAUUUACUGAACAAUAACUGAAAAUAAACUCAUCCAUCCAUGAACUUUGUUGCCACAAUGUUGGUAGGCAGAGUUGCUUUAGACAUGACGGGGAGGGUUUUUUUUUUUUUACACAUCUUGCAAUGGUUAUUUCAAUUUUGGGAUAAAGGAUGUUCCAAUUAUAAAGGCAGUUCAACAAAGUCCACUUUUUACUACAUCCUAACAGUCAGGACAUGUAAAAGACCCCAAACGGAGAAGUUAAGCUCGAGUUUGGCUUGGAAUUCAUUGUUUUAUUUUUAUCCAAAUAGCAGUUUAGUUUCUAUUUGAUCGUCUGGAAGCCAUAGUGAUUGUGAUGGCCUAGUGCUGAGCUUGCCUAUCAAAAUGGCGGUCCACGUCCGGUUCAGACAUGCCGUAACUAUGUAUUGAAAAGGGGAGACAGGAGAGUUAGGAAUGACAAUGUGUUGGUACGAAAUGGUAAAGGGGAAAAGUGACUCCCAAAGUGUUGUUGCUUUAAUGGUCAUUUCUGUUUUCAGUAAACCAAAGUUACACAAAAUUCUGCCUCCUCUUGAAUGGGAUAAGCCGUAAAACUCACACUCAUGCCCUGUUCGAGUCUGGCAUGAAGACAUACAGAGACCAGGUGGUCAGCUUUACCGUCUUUCACAUACAUAAUGGCUUUUUAAACGAGUGACGCGUUAAGCUUCGUUCUGAACCAAAAUCUGAACCGCACUGUGCGUCCGUUGCUUUUGAGUUGCCAGGGCCAGAGCUGAAAACACACACUGUACAAAAGCACUGCUUGUAGGCACAUCCUCACGCCCCCGAGAGCCGGUGCCGCGUCGAGAGGCCAGGAGUCACAAUGCCGACUCCUGAGGGAGGGAUAGAAAUGACAUUCUUAAUAAUCUUAUUCACACCAAAUAAAAAGGGCGCUUCGUCUUUCAUUUUAAAGGAAAAAAACAAAAAAAAGGUUCUCCCACUUAUCACCCCCACAUCCCCCAAAAAUGGCUUUCCAAAAGCUUCUACCUCUGCACAACAACUUCAGAACAACCCCAACAGAUUGCACGAGUUUCGAGAGCUGUCCCACUUUCCCCACUGCUUGUCUUUCAUAGGAUGUGGCUCAAAACCAACGUUUACAUUCCCUGCGUCAGGAUAUACGGAGGAGUCGCAUUGUGAUAGGUUGUCUGCAAACAUUUGUAGAAUGAUAAUGUAUAGAUUACCUGUAAGGGGAAUAUUGUGUUUUUAAAAAUGCAUGUCUAAAAAUCAUUUGGUGGACUGGAAACAAAAAGAAAUACAACAAAACUCAUCGGGACGAUGGCCUACGUGUUGCAAUGCAUAGGAGUGCAUUACCUCAGAGGGAUAAAACCUGUCAGCCACAGAAUGCAUAUUACCUGUAGAUUUGCAUGGGUUUUGUACAAAUUAAGCAAAAUUAAAAAAAAAAUGUCUAAAAUAGUUGCUUGCACAUAAUACCAGAAAGACCUCCAGAACUGCGAUCUGCUCCUCCACUAGAUUUUAGGAUUGUCUGGAUUUUCUGGGUUGAUUUUUGUCUGUAUUUUGAUAACUGUGCAUACUUAUGUAAAAAGGAAAAAAGAAAAAAAAAUGUCGGUGGACCCAUGAAAUUUACCAGACUUUUUUCUAAGAGGGGAAAAAAAAGAGAGUUCUGUGUUUCUUUUCUGACUUACCUGAAUUUUUACUGUUUCUCUCUCAUUGCUCGCUAAGAAUAGCAAACCUGCUUUUUCUGCAUCUGCUUUGCGUAGCUGUAAGGCUUUAACCUAAUGUGUGUAUUUAUUGCUUGUACCUCUGUGCAUACUUUAUGAAGCAUUAUGUCUGGCAGUUGAGUCAUGUAUCCUUUCUACUGCUAUCCUUCUCUAAUAAUUGAGAAUAUGAUCCCCCCCUAUGUAUACAGUAAAUUGGGACUGUAGCAAACAUAUGUUUAUGUAAUUGGUGAUUUUUUUGUUCUUAUUCUCUUUUACUUUAAUCGAGAUUCAACAACCCUUUUUUUUAUACUUCUCAUUCCUGUGUACUGUGUCCAUAUGUUAAAGGUUCCCUGACAUUAGAAGGUCAUGGUUGAGAAUUGUAACAGACAUUAUUUUCUGUAUUCAUGGCAUUUCACUGCUGAAUAAAAUAAAGGACCAAAACUUGGAAUUUGAAAAAGCAA
Molecule: messenger RNA, 7212 nt
Organism: Xiphophorus couchianus (Monterrey platyfish)
Lineage: Eukaryota; Metazoa; Chordata; Actinopteri; Cyprinodontiformes; Poeciliidae
Gene: foxp2
Product: forkhead box P2
Exons: 19
Coding region: 588-2909 (773 amino acids)
Biological process (GO): regulation of transcription by RNA polymerase II
Cellular component (GO): nucleus
Molecular function (GO): DNA-binding transcription repressor activity, RNA polymerase II-specific; RNA polymerase II cis-regulatory region sequence-specific DNA binding
Source: RefSeq, a predicted model, not a curated record